AAGUGCUAAAGGAAGGAAAGGAGACAGAAGACAAGAUACUGGAAAUCUGAAGCUGCAUCCAGUUCUGCCUUCAGGACCUCUUGCUCCUCCUGGUGAGCAGAAAUGGGAGACUGGAGUUUCCUGGGAGAGUUCCUCGAGGAGGUCCACAAACACUCCACAGUGGUGGGUAAAGUCUGGCUGACCGUGCUCUUCAUCUUCCGGAUGCUGGUGCUGGGUACAGCAGCUGAGUCCUCCUGGGGGGACGAGCAGUCUGACUUCAUGUGCGACACCCAGCAGCCUGGCUGCGAGAACGUCUGCUACGACAAAGCUUUCCCCAUCUCCCAUGUCCGGUUUUGGGUCCUGCAGAUCAUCUUCGUCUCCACCCCAUCUCUGGUGUACAUGGGCCACGCGAUGCACACGGUGCGCAUGGAGGAGAAGAGGAAGAUGAAGGAGGCAGAAAUAGAGGCCCAGGAGAUGAAGAACAACGGUGACACAUAUUACCAGCAGAAGUGCCCCGUGGCAGAGAAGGCUGAGCUGUCUUGCUGGGAUGAAUCGGGAGGCAAAAUCAUCCUCAGGGGCAGUCUGCUGAACACCUACGUCUACAGCAUUUUGAUUCGCACUGCCAUGGAAGUGGCCUUCAUUGUGGGACAGUACAUCUUGUACGGGAUCUUCCUGGAGACCCUGUAUAUCUGCCAGCGGGCACCUUGCCCCCACCCUGUCAACUGCUACGUUUCCCGUCCCACAGAGAAGAACGUCUUCAUCGUCUUCAUGCUGGCUGUGGCAGUGCUCUCCCUGUUCCUCAGCCUGGCUGAGCUCUACCACCUGGGCUGGAAGAAAGCCAAAGAGAGGUGCUCCCGGUCUUACAAACCCAGCCCCAGCACAGCCCCCGGCAGGUUGGAGUCCGCCCCACAGGUAGAAAGGGCCCAGAUGUACACCCCUCCACCAGAUUUUAAUCAGUGCUUGUCAAGCCCCAACGGGAAGUUCAUCAGCCCCUUCAGCAACAAGAUGGCCUCCCAGCAGAACACUGCCAACUUUGCCACCGAGAGGGUCCACGGCCAGGAGGAUGCUGCUGGUGAAGGGCCCUUCAUUAAGUCCAGCUACGCGGAGAACCCGGAGGUGGCCAAUGAAUGUGCGGCACCCGCCUUCCCCGAGACCUACUUCAAUGAGAAACGUCGGCUCAGCAAGACCAGCCGUGCCAGCAGCAAGGCAAGGUCGGACGAUUUGUCUGUGUGA
Mesitornis unicolor (brown roatelo) is the source of this 1212-nucleotide messenger RNA. RefSeq names its product gap junction protein, alpha 5, 40kDa (gene GJA5). NCBI's taxonomy places the organism in Eukaryota, Metazoa, Chordata, Aves, Mesitornithiformes, Mesitornithidae. The transcript is spliced from 2 exons. The coding region runs from base 103 to 1212 and encodes 369 amino acids. Gene Ontology annotation, biological process: cell communication. Gene Ontology annotation, cellular component: connexin complex. The record is from RefSeq and is a predicted model, not a curated record.